AUGUCUUGCAAUUACGCCGACGGAUUAUCUCCGUAUGAAAAUAAAGGAAUCCUAGGAGUUCCAGAGAAAUUCGACUCGUUGGAUAAGUUUAACAAAAAAUGUGAACUUUUAGCUCAAUUAAUAGAUCAAGCAAAACAUGUGGUAGUACAUACUGGGGCCGGCAUCAGUACUUCAGCAGGAAUACCAGAUUUUAGAGGCCCCAAUGGAGUAUGGACCUUAGAAAAAGAAGGCAAAAAACCAGCAACAAACAUUUCCUUUACCGAUGCAGUGCCAACAAAGACGCACAUGAUUCUCAAGAAGCUAGUAGAAUGUAACAAAGUACAUUACAUAGUCAGCCAGAACAUUGAUGGCUUGCAUCUAAAGUCUGGACUCUCUAGGAAGCAUCUGGCCGAGUUACAUGGCAAUAUGUUCAUUGAUGAAUGUAAUUUGUGUAAAAGGCAAUUUGUGCGAAGUAGUCCGGUAGAGACAGUGGGCAAGAAGUGCAGUGGAGUACCAUGUGCAGCGGAACAUGUGACAGGCAGACCGUGCAGGGGACGACUGUAUGAUGGAGUACUGGACUGGGAACAUAGUCUUCCAGAGAAUGAUCUCACUAUGGCAGAAUGGCAUUCUAGUAUUGCCGACUUGAGUAUAUGUUUAGGAACAACUCUUCAAAUUAUACCCAGUGGUAACUUGCCUUUAGAGACAGUGAAGUAUGAUGGGAAACUAGUCAUUUGUAAUUUACAGCCUACAAAACAUGAUAACAAAGCAGAUCUUAUAAUCAACUACUAUGUAGAUGAUGUACUAGAAAAAGUUAUGAACAUACUCAACAUAGAUAUACCAACUUACAAUGAAAAUGACAACCCUAUAAAAAGGGCUGACACAGCAAUCAUAGACUGGACAAUCGAUAGACGCGAUGUCCUAGCCCUAGAAAAAAAAUUCAAAGCAAAAUGCAAAGGGGUAAAGAAAAAAAGGAUUUUAAUUAAAAAUAAACGUAACAGUACUGAGAUUAACGCGGAAAAUGGUGUCAGUGAUGAUAAAUCAAAGAUAAUUAAGUUAGAAAUUAAGGAAGAGCAAAAUGGUGAUUUAGAAGAUAAGCCUGAAGCAGAUGUAAGUGUAAAUGGCCAGUGA
This is a messenger RNA of Spodoptera littoralis (African cotton leafworm), 1107 nucleotides long. Lineage: Eukaryota; Metazoa; Arthropoda; Insecta; Lepidoptera; Noctuidae. The record is from the annotation of a GenBank genome assembly.